Salvelinus fontinalis (brook trout) is the source of this 6148-nucleotide messenger RNA. RefSeq names its product protein-glutamine gamma-glutamyltransferase 2-like. The transcript has 13 exons. Bases 400 to 2511 code for a protein of 703 amino acids. Gene Ontology annotation, molecular function: protein-glutamine gamma-glutamyltransferase activity. Gene Ontology annotation, biological process: peptide cross-linking. The record is from RefSeq and is a predicted model, not a curated record. Lineage: Eukaryota; Metazoa; Chordata; Actinopteri; Salmoniformes; Salmonidae.
UUCAUUCCUGUGUAGCUUUUUUCAUUUCUCGUGUAUAUUUAUUUCAUAUGACAUAGUAUUACUGCAACGUUGAGGAAGAGCAAGCAAGCAUUUCACUGUACUGUUUACACCUGCUGUAGUCUGUGCAACUGACAUUAAUAAGGUCUGAAAGGCAUGAAGAUUACGAUCACUUGCCCAAAAAUAUAAAGUAGCUAUUGUCACCUACACACAGGUGUGGAACCAGGAAGACCAUUCUAGUGAAAGGGUGUGUAUUUUUCUGUGUGAUGUUUGAGACAUUCUUUUGACCUGGGUAGGGCUCCCUUUAAAAGUCCUGGCAUCCUUUCAUUACUUACAGUACUGCAUUACUACAACAAGCAACUCAAUCCACUUACCAACACAACCACGUGAGAGACAGCUUCAAUGGAUUUUGAUGUUGGUAAAGUAGAGCUCCACUGUGAGAAGAACAACACAGCCCACAAAACCAAUGACAUCUCAGUGAACAGACUGAUAGUCAGGAGAGGCCAGUCCUUCCUGGUCACCUUUGAACUCCAUGACCCCUCCAGGCCCACAACAGACUUUCUGGAGCUGAUGGUGGAGACAGGGCCCCAGCCUUCAGAGGCAUUGGGGACCAGGUCAGUGUUCGGGCUACCUGAGGGCUGUGGGAAGGGUUCCUCCUGGAAGGUCAAGGUUCACCAGGGCUCAGUGCUCCAGGCGGGUUCAAUCACCCUGGACAUCACCAGCCCAGCAGACGCCCCAGUGGGAGAGUACAGCCUGUCUGUAAAGACCAGCGCCACCGCCUCAGUGGGCAGCAGCCUGGGCAAGCUCCUUCUGCUGUUUAACCCCUGGUGCCAAGAGGACUGGGUGCAUCUACCUGAAGAGGAGGAGAGGCAGGAGUAUGUGAUGAGAGAACAAGGCCUGGUGUACAAAGGUUCUGACAAAUACAUCAGCUCUACGGCGUGGAACUUUGGACAGUUUGAAGACGAUAUAGUGGACAUUUGCCUGAUGCUGCUUGACGUGAAUCCCAAGUGUCUGAGUGACCCCGCCAAGGACUUCUCUGCUCGUUGCAACCCCAUCUAUGUCAGUAGGGUGGUCAGUGCCAUGAUCAACGCUAACGACGACCGAGGUGUCCUGAUGGGGCGGUGGGAUGGUCAAUACGGUGAUGGCAUGUCCCCCACUCACUGGAACGGCAGUGUGGAGGUACUAAGGAGGUGGCUCAAAUAUGGCGGCAAUCCAGUCAAGUAUGGACAGUGUUGGGUGUUCGCCGCUGUAAUGUGCACAGUACUGAGGUGUUUGGGAAUCCCAUGUCGAGUGGUUACCAACUUCCAGUCAGCCCACGACACCGACAAAAACCUGACAAUCGACGACUUCUUCUCCGACUAUGGAGUCAGACCCAAACAGAGCCCUGACAGUGUAUGGAACUACCAUGUGUGGGUGGAGGCCUGGAUGAGACGGCCCGAUCUCUCAGCAGACUCCUUAUACGACGGCUGGCAGGUUGUGGACCCCACCCCCCAGGAGAAAAGCACUGGUGUUUACUGCUGCGGCCCUGCUCCAGUCAAGGCCAUACUGCAGGGUCACGUUGACCUCAACUACGAUGUGCCUUUUGUCUUCGCCGAAGUCAACGCCGACCGUGUAACCUGGAUGGUAUUAGCUGACGGCUCCAAGAAAAAGAUCUUCACGGACAGUGUGUCCGUAGGCCAGAACAUCAGCACCAAGGCAGUGGGCAGCGACAAGAGAGUGGACAUCACGGCCAACUAUAAACAUGCAGAGGGCACGGAAAAGGAGAGGGAUGUGUACAAUCAAGCUGUGAAAAGAGUCAACAUACCCGAAGAGAAUUCAAACGGGAUCCAUGACGGCAAUCCUGGCGUUUCCAUGAAGAUCGUGGAGCUGACCAAGCCGGUCAGCGGCAAAGACAUCGACCUCAAGCUUGUACUGAACAGCAACGACAGUGAAACUCGGACUCUAGUGAUCAAUGUCAACGUUCAGGCCAUGAGAUACAAUGGGAUCCCAUCCUCCCAGAUACAGACCGAAUUGAAAGAACAGAAGCUCCUUCCCAACCAAGAUCUGACUAUACCCAUCCACAUCCCCUUCUCUGUGUAUGGUGAGAAAAUGCGGGAGAGCAACAGCAUCAAGGUUUUAGCUGUGGCCACAGACAAGAACAAGAGUGGGGCAGUGUACAUCACAGAGAAAGACCUUGUGCCAGAGAGCCCUUUGCUCACCAUCAAAGCCAUUGGAUCUGAAUUGCAGUAUAGUGACAUGACGGCAGAGGUUGUGUUUGAGAACCCUCUAUCCGAGGGUCUAAGAGACUGCUUCAUAACAGUGACCGGAAGUGGCUUGCUGACUGAAACAAUGGAAGCCAGAAUGCCUUUGCUAAAACAAGGGCAACGACUACGUGUGAAGAUGCCCUUUACUCCAUACAGACCCGGUCCUAAGAAGCUAGUGGCCGGCUUCAACUGUGAUCAAUUCAGGGACAUUAAGGCAAGCUGCAAUGUGUACAUCAAACCCGUCAUCGGUGUUGUCCCCCCACUGCCGUAGAUAGUAAAGCCCUUGUGAGAAUAACUCUAACUCAAAAUAAGUUCUGCAAUUUAUACCGUAUUUUCCUGUUAUAUCCUAUAUCAGCCUUUCUUAAGGUAUGGGUCGCGACCCUGACCUGUUAAUGGUGGGUUGUGACGUGUCAGAGUAAAUGUAUAAAUAUUUUAUAUAUGUUGCGCGUCAAUACUUCACAGGAGAGGGAUUUGAACGUACAUUUUAAUCAGCAUCUGGGUUUUUUUGGGCUGAAAUGCCUUCUGGAACAUGUGAACUUUCAUGUACCUUAAUAACAAAUGUGUAUGCCAUCUGUAAAUAUGAAUAAAAUUGUGAAAUUACGAGCCUAAUUGGUUUAGCCACUGAAAAAAACAGGAACCUUCCCGCUAGCCAUGAUUGGCUGAGAUAAUGUAAGGGCUGGACAUGCCGAGACAUGAGUUCAGAUUGGUCUGCCAUGUAGCACCAUUCUGUCUAUAACAUGAGCUGGUCAGUAUGUGUUGCUCUCCACUUUCUAGAGGAGCGAGUUUUGAAAUCAGUGGAAUUAGAGUAUGAUAGCUAAGGAAAUGGAGAAAAGUCUGGCGUUUGAUUGCAGAUAUGUAGAGGGAGUCGAAAAGAUAAAACACAGAAGGCUGUUGUAUAAAACACCUGUCUCCGGAUUAUAUCUUCAAACUAAGGGCAACCAUGGUAUCCGUGACAGAGAGGGAGAAGUGUUCAUCCAUGUAUUUGUGUAAGAGAGUCUAUCUAGCUACAUUACUUUCUCCACAUUUUGUUAAGUUACAGCCUUAUUCUAAUAUGUAUUAAAUAGAUUUAUUUUCCUAUCAAUCUACACACAAUACCCCAUUUGCCAAUGUAUUAAAAAUAAAAAACUAUUAUCACAUUUGCAUAAGUAUUCAGAACCUUUACACAGUCCUUUUUUUGAAGUAAGUUUGGCAGCGAUUACAGCCUUGAGUCUUCUUGGGUAGGAUGCUACAAGCUUGCCACACCUGCUUGCCACAUUCUUCUCUGCAGAUCCUCUCAUCUCUGUCAGGGUGGAUGGGGAGCGUCACUGCACAGCUAUUUUUAGGUCUCUCCAGAGAUGUUAGAUUGGGUUCAAGUCCGGGCUCUGGCUGGGCCACUCAAGGAAAUUCAGAGACUUGUCCCGAAGCCACUCCUGCGUUGUCUUGGCUGAGUGCUGUCGUGGAAUUAUUCUAAUCAAAAGGAGAGACUUAGAUUUCUUCAAAACAAUCAAACUUUAUUAUUUAAUUACUGCAGUAACUGAGCUUGUCAAUGACCCACCUACCAGCAGGACAAAGCCACAGCAUUUUAUAGCAAAGUCCAUCCUCCUGGAUGUUCAUGACAAAUCACAGAUGAGAGAAUUUAUAUAAAGGUACAUUUCUGUCAUGCAACAGACAUCAAGAUUUACAUAGCACCAAAUAUCUUUCUCUAGUUCAUUUACUGCUUGCUUAUACAAAAAUACUAAUGCAACCUAGAAUGCUAAAUCCUUUUGAUUAGAAUAAUUCCAUGACAGUACAUAGGGUCGUUGUCCUGUUGGAAGGUGAACCUGCGCCCCUGUCUGAUGUCCUGAACCCUCUGGAGCAGGUUUUCAUCAAGGAUCUCUCUGUACUUUGCUCUGUUCAUCUUUCCCUCGAUCCUGACUAGUCUCCCAGUCCUUGCCACUGAAAAACAUCCCCACAGCAUGAUGCUACCACCACCAUAGGGAUGGUGCCAGGUUUCCUCCAGAUGUGAUGCUUGGCAUUCAGGCCAAAGAGUUAAAUCUUGGUUUCAUCAGACCAGAGAAUCUUGUUUUUCAUGGUCUGAGAGUCCUUUAGGUGCCUUUCGGCAAACUCCAAGGGAGCUGCCAUGUGCCUUUUACUGAUGAGUGGCUUCCGUCUGGCCACUUUACCAUAAUGGCCUGAUUGGUGGAGUGCUGCAGACAUGGUUGUCCUUCUGGAAGGUUCUCACAUCUCCACAGAGGGACUCUAGAGCUCUGUCAGAGUGACCAUCGGGUUCUCGGUCACCUCCCUAACCAAGGCCCUUCUCCGAUUUCUCAGUUUGGUUUGACGGGCAGCUCUAGGAACAGUCUUGGUGGUUCCAAACUUCUUCCAUUUAAGAAUGAUGGACUCCACUGUGUUCUUGGGGACCUUCAAUGCUGCUGAAUUUUUUUGGUACCCUUCUCCAGAUCUAUGCUUCGACACAAUCCUGUCUUGGAGCUCUAUGGACAAUUCCUUCGACGUCAUAGCUUGGUUUUCACAUACAGUGUCAACUCGGGGACCUUAUAUAGACAGGUGUGUGUGCCAAAUCAUGUCCAAUCAAUUGAAUUUAGCACAGGUGGACUCCAAGUUGUGGAAACAUCUCAAGGAUGAUCAAUGGAAACAGGAUGCACCUGAUCUCAAUUUUGAGUCUCAUAACAAAGGGUUUUAAUACUGAUGUAAAAUAAGGUAUCUGUUUUCCAUUUGUAAUACAUUUGCAAAAUUUUUCUAAAAAUCUGUUUUCACUUUGUCAUGUGGUAUUGUGUGUAGAUUGCUGAGGACUUUUAUUUAUUUAAUCCAUUUUAGAAUAAGGUUGUAAUGUGGAAAAAGUCUAUGGGUCUGAAUUCUUUCCGAAGGCAAUGUAUAUUUUUCAGAUAUUAUACGUUUCUAAUUUAGUCAGAAAGUCACUUUGAUUGCAAUUUAAAUACAUUCUGCAAUUUAUACUGCAUUUACCAAUUUAAAGGUUACUGUUAGCUAUGAUCUAUGUAGUAAUAUUAUUUGUAUCUCAGAACCAUUUGCAUUGCUAGUUAAAGGCUCACGUUAGCUAGCUAACAUUGAACCUGAUUGGCUGGCUCCCUGCAGAUUCAUGCAGGGUAGUAAUGUUAUGGGAUUAUGGUAAAAGAAAUGUAGGUAAGUAGCUAGACUCCACGUAACCAUUUCACUACACCUUCUGUAUCCUGUGCAUGUGACAAAUAAACGUUGGAACAUGACCUGCAUCACAAUCACAUCAGGAUAUAACGUUAGGCCAACGAGACAGUGUCCAAGUUCUACAAUUCUCUGGUAGAAUGCCCUGCUUUUAUUUCAUCACAAUCACAACUAUAAGCUAUUUUCUAGUUAUGCUAUUUCUGAUGUCAUGCAGCCUGUAGUUUUUGUGUUUAUACUUUUUCAUAACGACAAUGACAAGAUUGAUGUCGGGCGACAGUAGAAUGUUCAUGAUGUCACGGCGACAACUGUCGAUACACAUAGUUUAAACCAGCCUUUAGUCUUGAAAUCUUUGCUUGUUUAGUACAUAGCCUCGCAUGUGAAUCCUUAAAGAGAUAGGUGGGGCUAAGGCUUAAGAGGGUGUGAACGAUGCUGAAUGAACAAAGAACAAAGAAGAGCUCCAGUAGGUUUCCCAAAACAUUCAAGGGGCAUUUUCUCAAAAGCAGAAUUACUUUCUCAUUGUUCCUCAACUGUAGUGUAUGAUAUAACAUUUUGUAUCUCUGAGUCUCUACUUUUAUCCAAUGUAAAAAACACAAUUUCAAAUGUUGCUACAGAAAAUCGAGCCGGUCGGUCACACAUGAAGAUUAAACAUUUUCAGGCCUACUGUAUAUCUUACUGUAUACAUUAUUGUUGAAAACAAGUCUAACAAGGCUUGACUUUGUCUAUGUAAUCCUCUGUAAUUGUGGUACAUGUAUUGUUGACUGGUGUGGCUUCUUAAU